AUGGAUAAUUUUCAAAUAUCGUACAAUUAUUUCAAAACUGCAUUUGAACUAAAAAGUGUUCCAUUUCCUAAAGAACUUGCUAAUAUUCUUGAACCACCUGCAGCUAUUAUAACAACGACACAGUCAUCAAGCAACUCUACAGCUGUAAACAUGCAUGAUGAUGACGACCAAGAUAAUACAGAAGACCAUAGUCUCGAUGAUAGUAGCAAUAGCAACUACAGCGAGGAGUAUGACUAUCCACCUGCACCUGUCAGUGUUACACCAGCAUCAGCGAAAGGAUUACAGGAAAACGUUUUGGAUAAUAAUAAUGACAUUCAAUGUCGUCGUGAACUUUACAAAGAUUUAUAUCAGUUAGUAUUAACAAAACCUUUAAACAUAAAGACUUUUUUCUCUAUUACAAUCGCAACUAUGUCACAUCCCGAACCAAAAACAAACGCCGAUAAAAAUCACGAUGAUGUGGAUGAAGAUGAUGAACAAUUACAUAUAUUAUAUCAAAUUGUACCAACAAUGUAUAACACAACGACACAAGAACCACACACAAAAGAUGUGAAAUCAACAGUGGAAUCUACAACAAUAACAACAACACAAGUGAUUGAACCGACUGAUAUCAACGUCGACAUCGAAUAUCUGCUCAAAAAGGAUCCGAUAAAAUACAUUUAUACACCAAGUCCAAAAGAUUAUUCAGGUUUCGUUCAUUGUACAGUCCAUUGUCACAAAGAAGGCCUCCUAUCAAAAACAUUCGCAUUGUAUUUCAAUGGACGAAACGACAACGAUCAAACAUUUCUUUUAACUGCACGAAAACAUAUCAAACUCGGUGGACAUUCAGAAUAUCUCAUUGGAAAUGAUGAAAAAUCUGCCAAAGACAUCACCAAUGAAAAUGCCAUUGCAAGAUUAAAAUGUAUGAACAUCAUUGAUACCGAAUACAUACUUUAUGAUCAAAUGAAUCAACAAUCUCUUGCCAUUAUCUAUAAUACUUAUAUAAUCGGAACGAAUGAACCAAGAAAACUGACAGUUUUAAUGCAUGAUGCCGAAACUGCGAGCCAACCUUUGAAAGAGAACGAAACAAUCAUUAAUGAAUGGCGAGCUGGACGUGCGAACAACUGGACUGAAAUAAAAAACGUCGCACCAAUCUACGAUAAUGAAAGUAAAAAAUACAAUCUUCCAUACAUUGAAAACCGUGUCCAACAAAUGUCACAUAAAAACUUUCAACUAGCACAUCAAGGCAAUGUCAUCAUGCAAUUCGGUCGUAUUGAUUACAAAACUUAUGCUCUGGAUUAUCGAUAUCCUCUCACCGCUAUGCAAGCAUUCGCUAUCGCAUUGAGCGCUUUUCACAACCGAUUUCGUAAUUGA
Messenger RNA from Adineta ricciae, 1350 nucleotides. Lineage: Eukaryota; Metazoa; Rotifera; Eurotatoria; Adinetida; Adinetidae. The record is from the annotation of a GenBank genome assembly.